Messenger RNA from Salmo salar (Atlantic salmon), 3926 nucleotides. NCBI's taxonomy places the organism in Eukaryota, Metazoa, Chordata, Actinopteri, Salmoniformes, Salmonidae. The record is from RefSeq and is a predicted model, not a curated record.
UUUGGAAAAAUAAGGGCUGCGUUUCAUGUAGGCUUAUCCUGGCGUGACAUUUUGAUAACCGUGUAAAACUCUCUAGGACAAUGUGACUAACAGUAUAUCUGCCUGUAUUUACCUCCCAAAAAUGAAAUGCUCAUUGGCUGCUAAUGUGGCCAUCAUAAAGACCUACAAAUGCCAUGAUCUGGACGAGACUGCCGAAUCAAGGCAAAGAGAUGUUGGAGGAGGAACAUACAGACAGACAGCACCAACUUGCCAUGUUGUGUCAGAAGCUCGACCGAAUUAAAACAAGAUGUCUAAUCGAAGAUGACACUGAUAAUAUCAACCAGGCCAUUGGCUCAAAUUCGCCUGAAACCUGUCUCGCAUAUCUGAUGGUCUUGGAGAAGAAAGGAGACCCUCACUUGGAUCCUAGUCAUCUCACAAAGCUUACAGACUUCUAUACCCGUGUAUUCUCAACUAUGCCACUGGGAAAACACUGCCAAAAUGAGAGCUAUGCCAGGAUGCUGGUCAGAUUUGCAGAGCUGAAUGUAAUUCAAGACCCCAGUGGGGCAGAGGGCAACUUCAAUGUUGCGACUACACACUGCCAGGAUUUCGCUUUUGUCCACAUUGCACACGCUCAGUUUGAACUGUCACAAGGCAACACCAAGAAAAGUACUUGGAUACUUCAGAGGGCCAUUGAACUGAAUGCCAAACCCAACGACCUGCUGGAGGCUGCUAUGCAGAACUUGACACUGGGCAAGGCAGAACUUCUGUCCUCUGAGGAUAAGGAAAAUGUACCAGUCUCAACUUAUAAUAUAAAUGGUUCUGCAAAAAAUGGCAAAGAAUUUCGCAAAGUCUCCAGAAACUCCGACGGUACAGGCGACUUGCAGCUCUCCAGUAUAUUUUCUUCAGGAACAAUGGAACCACGGAAUGGACCCUUAGAGGACCAGGCUCCAGCUUGGAGGUCUGGGUCGCAACGAAAGAGAGCCGUUGGCAUACCAGGGAGAGUGCCUGUAGUCCACUGCUCUAUCUCAGAAAUGGAUGAUGAUGACAGUGAUGGAAGACAGGUGACGAGGAGGGAGGCUCUCAUCCCAAGUAGCUUGUCCAGGCAAACAUCUGGUUCAAGUGCCAUGUUUACCUUAUCCUCCCAAAAGCGUGUUGAAGAUGGGGACUUACUCAAUCUAAAGACACCAAUCAUUAGCCCUGAGCCACGCCCAUGGGAGGACAUGGGAAUGGUGGACUCCACCACUACACUGUUGCAAAGGCAAGAUAGGAGAGAUGCCACUAGGAUGGAAGAUACCACUGACAACAUAAACCAGAUAAUCGGUUCCAGCUCCCCUGAGGCUUGCCGGAUUUAUCUGACCAAGCUGGAGAAGAGGGGCAAUCCUCAGACAGACACCAACCUUCUCCUAAAGCUGAAGGACUGCUAUUCCAGAGUCUUCUCCAGACUGCCGCUGGGAAUGUACAGCAAAAACGAAAGCUAUGCCAAGAUGCUGGUCCGAUUUGCCGAACUCAAAGGUAUUGAUGACCCAGAUGAUGCUCGGGACAACUUCAUCGUUGUGAGAUCCAACUGCAAAGGCUUUGCCUUUGUGCACAUAGCACAUGCUCAGUUUGAGGUGGCGCAAGGUCAGGUCAAGAAAGGCACCUCAAUACUACAGAAAGCCCUUCAGGUGAACGCAAAGCCCACUGAACUAAUUGAGACGGCAAUGCAGAAGCUAAAAGCCGGGAAUUACCAGUUUCUCCCCGCAGAAGACCGAGAGUGUGUCCCAGAGCCACAGUCCCACGGGUCAUUGAGUCUGUCAAACUAUUGUAGAGAGAGGGAGCCGGAGAUUCCCGCCCGUUUACCUCUGAGCCAGACACAGCCCAAACCCUCUAGCAUGGAGCUGUCUUCAGGCUGGAAAAUGCCAGCCCGUGUCAGCCGAGUCGUGUCUCCAGAGGAGAAGCACACCCCUCCUGAUCUCAGGCCCAUUCCACGUCUGGUGGAUUCUCUGCCCACCCCAUCCCUCCCUCUCCCGUCCAGACUCAACCCACCCGUCGCCUGCCAGACACCCAACAACAAAGACCCCAGGGCCAACAGUUACGUUACCCCCGUGGUCAAGAGGAACCCCCCGUUUGCGGCCCCUCUCUCAGCAGCCCAUAAAGCCGGCCCUGACCAGCAGCAGCCGUGCACCCCCCUCAGCCAGGCGUCCUAUGCUCAACAGACCCACCAGGGUUCCACCGCUGCUCUCUCAAACGAGUCCAUCGUGAUAAAGGGCAAACGGUUCCUUGUCCUGAAAAUGAUUGGCCGAGGUGGAUCCAGUAAGGUGUACCAGGUUCUGGACCAACGGAAUCAGCUGUUUGCUGUGAAGUAUGUGAACCUGGAGGAGGCUGAUCCCCAGACAGUGGAGAGCUACAAGAACGAGAUAGAGCAUCUCAAUCACCUGCAGCAGUACAGUGAUCAGAUCAUCAAGCUGUAUGAUUAUGAAAUAACAAACAGCUACAUCUACAUGCUGAUGGAAUGUGGUAACCUGGACCUCAACACCUGGCUACGAAACCGUAAAACUGUCAACCCGCUGGAGAGGAAGUUCUACUGGAAGAAUAUGCUGGAGGCAGUCCAGACCAUCCACAAACAUGGUUAUCUCUCCAUCUGUCUUGAACUCUAUCUCUCUUCAUCAGUAACAAUUAUGUUUUCUAAAGUUCCUCAUACCCAAACAUUGCACUCUAUAAGAGUCCUUUUAGUUUUUUCAGUAACUUUUUUGUGUGUAGGUAUUGUCCAUAGUGACUUGAAGCCAGCCAAUUUUGUGAUUGUGAAUGCCUCGCUGAAAUUGAUCGACUUUGGCAUUGCAAACCGCAUCCAGCCUGAUGUGACAAGCAUUAUGAAAGAUUCUCAGGUGGGGACCUUGAACUACAUGCCCCCCGAAGCAAUCAAAGACACCUCCUCCCAGCCAGGGAAGGCAAGCUUUAAGAUUAGUACUAAAGGUGAUGUGUGGUCCCUUGGUUGCAUCAUGUACUGCAUGACCUAUGGGAAGACUCCAUUCCAGACCAUCACCAACCAGAUCACCAAGCUACACGCCAUCAUUGACCCGACCCAUGAGAUAGAGUUCCCUGACAUUGCAGAGAAGGAUCUGCUAGAUGUGUUGAAGAGGUGCUUGGUACGGAACCCUAGAGAGCGGAUUUCCAUCGCGGAGCUGCUGGCGCAUUCAUACCUAAAGCUUCAGUCUCAGCAACAGUCACCUGUGCCAGCACCUCCUGACAAUAACGAUCUGAAAAGGAUCCUCAACGAGCUCGCUGCCUUACAGUCUCCCAACAGCAUUGCCAGGGCUGCUCAUAACUUGGCGAAAAUGUGUAACAGUGGUCGGAAACUGGACGCUGCAGGGUGUGUAAAGUCAUCCAGCCUGCUCAACUGGAAGAUGUGAUCUGGCCAUGUAGAUGCUCCACUGAUGGCUUAAAAACCCACAUAGGGGUCAGCAGAUGGGAUUCCAUAUCUAGCCUAAGUCAUGCUUUACCCAAGAGAUACUGCCCAUGCCAUGCUUCAGCACAACCCGAAAAAUACAUCCUGCUUGGCAGUACACUGGCCUUGUUUGAAUACUUUGAAAAUGUAUCCUUCCUUCCCCGUCUUGAAGAAGUCACUGAUCUGACAUGUCUGGAUUGGUGAAAGCUAUGAAGUGGAACCUAUGCUUUUAUUCUAUCCAAGUAUGUUAGAUCAGUGCUGACACAGGAUGAGAGGAAAAAAGGAAGCAUUUUAACAGUUUUUAAGCAGGGUCCAUAUCUGCCCUACAGAGCUCUACCAUCUCCAUGUUUUAUCCUCUCAUGUCCUCAUGACUUCCCCUUGCUUGCAUCUUGAAGGAUACAGAUCUACACAUAUUAUUUUUUUUAAAGAAUUUUUUUUGUGUUUCUUUACUUUACACAUUUUACUGUACUCUCAAACAUGUAACUGCAAAAAAUUCUCAAAUAAACUAGCUAACCGAUGUUUA